AUGCAGGGCAGCAGCGGCGCUGCUGACCAGCAGCAACUGCAGCAGCAGCAGGGAGUCCUGAGACCGCAGCAACUGCAGCAGCAACAGGGGCCGAAGCAGCAGCAGCAGCAGCAGGAUACAGGCUGCCCGGCCCGGUGGGCAGUUCUGCUGACAGUGUUGGAGGUAUUCCCUGCUCAUUUCAGCAUCGGGGCCUACGUGGACCUGCUGACCUCGCAGCUGGGCCGCAGGGUUUACCUCUCGCAGUCUUGCCACGAAGUUUUGGCUUCCUUUUUUUGUUUGCUGUCUUGUGCUGCUGUGUCUCGUGUUGCUGCUGCUCGCCCGGAGCAGCGCCGCAAUUUGCUGCUGCUGCUCGCCCUCUGCAGCAGCCUCCCCAUGUUUGCUGCUGUCUUCACCCACAGCGCCAGAGCCUACUUGGCCUGCAAGGUUAUAGCUGCUUUACUCGGAGGGAAGCCGCUGACUGGGUCGUUUGUG
Eimeria tenella is the source of this 471-nucleotide messenger RNA. RefSeq lists its product as uncharacterized. The record is from RefSeq and is a predicted model, not a curated record. The transcript has 3 exons. The annotation marks the transcript as partial. Lineage: Eukaryota; Apicomplexa; Conoidasida; Eucoccidiorida; Eimeriidae.